This is a messenger RNA of Cetraspora pellucida, 174 nucleotides long. The record is from the annotation of a GenBank genome assembly. Lineage: Eukaryota; Fungi; Glomeromycota; Glomeromycetes; Diversisporales; Gigasporaceae.
UCUAAUAAACUAGCAUGGACUCAUCCUACCUUAGACUUUUCAAUCUUCUACAAAGAUAAUGAAUUCAAAAUUCCAACUCCAAUUAAAUUUCUUCAUGAACUUGCUGAUUCUGUUGAAAAACAAUUUAUAGAAAUCAACAAAACUGAUCAUAAUAUUAAUCAUCAAACCUAUUAG